AUGGCUCAGUUCGCCAAGGUUCUGGAUCAGGUGAGGCUGGUUCUCACCUGGGCUCUCCCAGGCAAGGUCUGUGCUUUCCUGGAUCUAUUGGUGAAGGAGGGGAUUAUCUCAGAGGCAUACAAGAAGAGUUUGAACCUAUGCUGGCUUAAAGGGAUUGAGCCUAAAUUGACCUGUAAACAUGGAUGUGGCAAGUUGGAUGAUGAUUUCAGUUCUCAGGGAUCAACGGCCCAGCGGUACCUCGACCAAGAACCGAAGAGCCAAGCCAGGAUAGACUAUUUGGAAUCUUCUGCCAGUGACCGCAAUGUGGAACAAACUGAAUCUGUCUCAUCAAUAGAGGAAGCUAACAGCACAAGAUUUAAUCUGCAAAAAAACCCGUGGCGCAAAUAUGAAAUCCCUCCGAGAAACCAGGGAGAAAUUCAGGAAUUAUUGAAAGAAAUUGCAAUGGAUGUGUCCUACUUGAAUCAAGAGCUCUUUUCCUCACCAUCAGUGUAUGACAGGAUUCUUAGAUCCAGCAAUCAAAAAGCAGAACCGCUGAGCAGUGCAAGCAGUGAGCCUGCAAGUGAUAAUGAAAGAGUAGGCAAGGGGAAUUUGGAAAAUGAGGAGGAGUGUUUAGAGCAAGUCGAAGAGGCUGCAAGGAAGAUAGCUGUCCCUCUGUGGCAGCACUGGGACAGAGGACAAGCGAUGCUGCAGACCUUGUUUCCCUAUGAGCCGAGUGAUGGGAUGGCGUCCGAUGGGGAAUACCAGUCCAGCUUUUUGGAUAUGGAGGAGGAAAUAGAGCUGGCAGUUGCUUGCAGGAGCCUUGAUGCCUGUGUUGGUGACUCUCAGUGUACAGAACCAAGCUUUGCAUGUGAUACAGAAGCAGGCACGGCAGAACAAGAAGGGCUUCACUUCUCUACAUUCAACACAGCUGCUGUAUUUAACACAGAAGAGUCAAGAACACAACGAGAGGCAAAAAACGGUGCACCUGUUGAAGCUUGCAAAGCAGCUGAAGCGGGUUACUUCACAACAAUGCUGGAGGACCAGUUUGAUACUGGUUGGCAGGCUGAUAGGCUGGCAGAGACGGUGGAUGACCUGUUCUUUUUGGCAGCAGAAAUACUAUGUCAACAAUGUGGAACAACCUCUGGACUACCAGAAAGUGGUAUCAGGCAACACCUUUAUUCAGGUGUUACUGAGGACAGCAAAACGGUUGUGCAAGAUAAUGCUCAUUACAGUUCGACAAAUGGAUUAAUAGAUAGCCUCAAAGAUGUUUUCAGGGACACUCCAGCAUCCAGCAUAGACCGACUGAGAGAAUUAAAUGAGAAAAGGGAUUUAAACUCCGAUGCCAAGAUGCAGGAAUUUGACCAGGACUCCUUGGGCCUGCCUGAUAUCCUUCCUGAUGAUCUGUCAAACUUUUUGGACGAUGACUACUUAGUUACUCACCUGGAUCCAGCCAUGCUCUUCAGUAUGGAUCUUGGUGUUGACUGCGUGGAUGAAAUCAUCCUCAACAGUGAGGCGUCUAUGGCGAUGGAGGCCCCCCCUCUUGCUAACCACAAAGAGCAGGGAAGACAGAGCAAGACAAAAACUAAACCUAAAAGGAAAAGACAGAGAGAUGUCAUGUCUAAACAGUGCAACAGCAACUCCAGAGUGAAAAGGCAAAAAGCAAUAGAUUCACCUCAACCCCAAGAGGCAACUGCUGAGCCAUCUCUCAUUCAUGGUACCGAUGCUGAAGCAGUACCAGUUCCAGCAGAGCCUAUAGGAGGCCUCUCCACCCCCCAGCCAGGAAUCUUCCACGUGUUUCGCCCCCAGUCAGCCAAUUCCAUCCCAUUUCAAUUCAUCCCAUUCCAAGAUUCAUCUGCUUAUAAGGUGGUCCAGCUGUCCUCCUCUCCUCCUCCAAUCAUUAGACUCCCACUCCCCAAUUCAGCUGCUAUGCCUACAUACAUCUUUGUUCCAGCACCUUCUCCUCCCUGCAAACGCCAACUUCCACCCCUCUCCCCAGUUGAUGGAACAGUGGCACCUGUUCUGGUGAGUUCAUUUCAGCCAGGAUCCAAGUCAGAUAAGGCAUGCAAAGCCAUGUCCCCCACUACUGCACCAUCUCCAUCACCCACGAACGAUUUGUCCCCUUGUAAGGAGCCACCUAAGUCUCCCACAGUUGUUGAAAUCCCCCAGACUGUGAAAGACUAUAUCCAGCAAUCUAAAACACACAUGAGUCAAAAAUGCCUGAAUAUGGAGGCAGGCCUACAGCUGACAACCCAUUAUGUGGAUGUGAGUGUGAGCCAGAGAGAGAUUGUUCGUGGUGGGAAAAACACAAACAGGUGUCUGGAUAAGGAGCUCAUCAUCACUGGAGAUAUAGAUCGUCAAAAAAGCUCAGUGGGGCAAAGUCAGAUUUUUGACAGCCUAAACGGUAAACGUUACAAUUUGCUAUUCGGCAAUGCUGGCAUGGGGAAAACAACUCUGAUUAAGAAGCUGUGUUUGGACUGGUCCCAAGACUUGAUCCCUCAGUUCGACUUUGUCUUUUUACUAGACGGCAAACAGCUGAAUUUAACAGAGCCUGUCCACAGUCUCCAAACGCUGCUGCUUAACCAGUCCUCCUUCGCUCCCCCCUGCACUGACCCCGAAGGAGUGUACGCUCAGAUCCUCUCAGCUCCUAAACGGGUUCUUGUUGUUUUUGAUGGGUUUGAUGAGCUGCGGGACUAUGAAAUGCUGCUGCAGACGCAAGAGAAGGAAUUGGUAGCUGCGCUGCAAAAAGACAGUAAGGCUCAGGCCUUUACGGUGAAGCAGCUGUUCUCAGGAAUCCUUCAGAGGGUCCUGCUCCCGGGAUGCACGCUCCUCCUCGCCACCCGCCCAAGAGGCACAGCCAACCAGCUGCUACGGCGCGCAGACAGCUUUCUGGAAGUCUGUGGGUUCACUCCAGAAAAUGUGGAGACGUACGUGUCUCAGUACUUCUCUGAUACUGAACUUCGAGCGUCUGCUUUGGACCUCUUAAAAAGCUGCAGCUACCUGAAGCUCCUCUGCUGGAACCCUGCACUCUGCCAUUUAGUGUGCACUGUUUUAGAGCAUGGCAAAGGUUCAGAGGCCUUACCGAGAACUUUAACUGCACUCUGUCAUGAGGUGCUCAGUUUGAAAUUGGAAAAAGUCAGAGGAAGCACAGAGUCGCCUGCUGAGCCAGAGAAACAAAAUAAUGCUGCACAUGUAGAGGAACCUCUGAGUGAAAUCUCAAACAGUUCUCAGGGAAGGAGGGGGGAGAGGAAAAAACACACUAGAACCCGAGGUGUAACGCACAAUGCUUCACGGAGUCAAAGAGCAAGGAGGAGGAAAGGACAGGAGAAAAAUGAUGAGGAGAACGUUUGCAAGGACACUAACAGCUCACAGGGAGGAGAAUUGUUGUCUCAGCUAAGCUCUCUAGCUUGGGAGGGGAUCAAAUCGAACUCGACCACAGUUCCAAGGGGACGGGGUGUUUCCCACAAAGUCAGAGAGUUUGGCUUGAGGACUGGUCUGCUGCUUUCUCAGUCCCUAACGACAAGGACAACUUUCCAAACAGAGAGCGUCGGGGGAGGUGGGGGAGGAGAUAACAGUGGGAUGGAAAAAGUACAGGAUGAAGAGAGCAAAAGCAAAGAAGGAAAGACCUUUGAUGUGGAUGAAGACAGCCUCCUGUUGUGGGCCAAUCCCUUUCUUCAGAGUUACAUGGCUGCUGUCCAUCUGUCUUUGUCAAGGACUGUAACAGACCGCUCCUUUGUCCAGACCCUGCCUUUCCAUACAGGGGGAAAAGGCAGACGGAAACCUCAGAGGGAGGAGCUAGAGCUCACCCAGCGCUUCGCAGUGGGCCUCCUUUUCCACAACAGGACAGAGCUCAAGAGGCUUCAUUCAUGCUCUGACAUUAUAUUCAGGGCCAUGGUUCCCAGCAAACAGGCUUUGGUGAUGAAACACCUAGAAGGUCUGUCCUUCGGGGACCUGAGUUCAGCUCAGAUUCUGGAGGUUUGCAACUAUGUCUAUGAAGCAAGCUUCACGCACAAGGACAGUGGCACGGACGCUGGUGGGAAAGUCCUGGAUCAUCUAGCUGCACAUCUUCCUGAAUUUGUUACAUUUCAGGGUGUUCCCCUGAAUCCGCCCGAUGUGUUUACAGUACAGAGCAUCCUCAGCAAGGCCGGAGCUGAGGGCAGGGGUUUUCGUUUGGAUCUGGAGGACUCUGGGAUAAAGAUCUGUGGACUUAAAUCUUUGGUGGGUCUCAGCAACAUCAAUACAUACAGGGCCUGCAUAGCAGACGUCAUCACCCUCUGGGAGGAGCUAGAGACGGAUGCUGAGGAAGCUCUCCUGCAAGGAGCUGUGUCCAAAUUUAAGAUCCAUCCACUGAAAGCCACACAAGUCUGCCAUAUAGAGCAUCUAGAGAAGCUUGUCAGCAUCCAUACCCGCAGGAGGCUCUCAGACAGCUCCAACCAGUCAGUUUCCGUCCUGGCAGAGGGGGUACCAGCUGUUAAAGAGCUAUACAAGCUUGAAUUUGAGCUUGGCCCAGAAAAUGGACCCUUAGCUCUUCCUAAGCUGUGGGACCUUCUUCCUGGUCUGCAUAACCUUCAGCACUUGGAUUUGGAAAACAGUAAGAUUGGAGACAAAGGAGCAGAGAAACUGGCAAAUGCAUUAGUCUCGCUUCACUCUCUGGAGAUACUAAAUUUGUCCGAGAACUGCAUCGGAGACCAAGGAUUGAAGAAACUAGCCGUCGUUUUGAAGGACCUGCCCAAACUGCACUGUUUAAGUCUCUACAGUAAUGUGAUUUCUGAUGAAGGGGCAGAGAGUUUAGCAGCUGUCCUCCCACACAUGGCUUCUCUCACAGACCUUGACGUGAAAUAUAACAAGAUGACAGAUGUUGGAGCACAAAGCUUGGGAGCCAGUUUGAAAAACUGUGAAAAAGUUAAAACUUUAAGGAUGUGGAACCAGUGCAUUCCAUAUGGAGUUUUUGAGAGACUUCAGCAGCAGGACAGCCGCAUCCUCUGGCACUAAGCUUAAUCCUAAAAACAGAUCUGCCUUACACUGAACUCAAACAUCUUAUGUAUACAUAUGAACACUAACAUUUAAGUGUUCUAAAGCAUGUAAAACAUUACACAAACAGAAAAACUAGCAUAUGAACAUUUGCACUACAAUGAUCAGCUGCUGAUUUACUCACCAGGUAAAGAUUCUGUCUUUAAAGGGAUCACAUGAACACACCCACAUCACUCAGGCUCACUCGUGUGGUAUGCUUCAAACAAUAUUUGAACAAAACUUUGCACAACUUUAUAAUCUCUGUAUAGAAAGCUAAUUUUUAUCCUUUUUGAUAUUUUUUAGGGACAUUUUCUUUUGUGUUUGUCUUUGAGGGGGUGCAAACUAAACAUUUCCUGGCUACUUUUAUAAACACAAGUUGUUUAGUGGUGUUGUCACAUGUUUAUUUUUUCAUGUCCCUUUCUGAAUGCAUGGGUUUAUUUAAAACCCCAAACUUUCGCUUCUCCUUUGGGCAUGUUUCUGUUCUCUAUUUUUGCACAGACUGACCUUUCAGACUACAGCACUGUUCAUGGCUCUCUAAAUGUGUUAUGGAAGCACAGUAUCUACAGCAUUAACAUUUGUACUAUGUUUGGAUGAAAUGUUACAAAAGGGAGGCUGAAUCAUGUUGAUGGUGCCAAUGGCCUCUCAUGGAAUGAAAUUCCAAGUAAAGGACAGAUUUAAUAAAUGAAUUCAAAACUCCUA
Cyprinodon tularosa is the source of this 5685-nucleotide messenger RNA. RefSeq names its product class II, major histocompatibility complex, transactivator (gene ciita). Gene Ontology annotation, molecular function: protein binding. The record is from RefSeq and is a predicted model, not a curated record. NCBI's taxonomy places the organism in Eukaryota, Metazoa, Chordata, Actinopteri, Cyprinodontiformes, Cyprinodontidae. The coding region runs from base 1 to 4968 and encodes 1655 amino acids. The transcript is spliced from 22 exons. Gene Ontology annotation, biological process: positive regulation of MHC class I biosynthetic process; positive regulation of transcription by RNA polymerase II; inflammatory response.